This is a messenger RNA of Necator americanus (New World hookworm), 318 nucleotides long. RefSeq lists its product as uncharacterized. Bases 1 to 318 code for a protein of 105 amino acids. The transcript has 2 exons. The record is from RefSeq and is a predicted model, not a curated record. NCBI's taxonomy places the organism in Eukaryota, Metazoa, Nematoda, Chromadorea, Rhabditida, Ancylostomatidae.
AUGCUUGAGAAGAUGGUACACCCUUGGUGCCAGGACCUUGCUGUGGGUGCGGUGGAACCACCGAUCCAAGCUCUGAGAGUUUCUGACGAGUCGUUAAAAAUGGGUGCGGCCUGGCAUUAUCCUGAUGGAACACAACAUCUUUCAACUCUGGCCGCUUCUGGUCGAUCGCCUGCUUCAAUCUGGAGACCGGCAGAUCGCCUUGUCCAACGAGUUCUGAAGAGUUCGUCGGGUUCGAGCUGGAAGAAGCCACCUGGCCGAAAACGAAAGUUCUGGACUGAGGCGGUGAAAGAGGACCUGAGGACACUUGGAUAUGGAUAG